Messenger RNA from Halichondria panicea, 952 nucleotides. RefSeq names its product transforming protein RhoA-like. The transcript is spliced from 2 exons. The record is from RefSeq and is a predicted model, not a curated record. Gene Ontology annotation, biological process: small GTPase-mediated signal transduction. Bases 150 to 824 code for a protein of 224 amino acids. Lineage: Eukaryota; Metazoa; Porifera; Demospongiae; Suberitida; Halichondriidae. Gene Ontology annotation, molecular function: GTP binding; GTPase activity.
UUUGCAAAAAAUUAUCACAUGAAGCGGAGAUUGGUAGAUCAAGGGGGCGUGUCCUUUUGCUAUUGAGGGUGCAGGUGGCGUUAGACAACGCAAGAUCAGCCCCACCCCUCUUCCUGGUAAGAAACCCUGGUGUUUUUCAAGAUGCAUUCAUGGCAGCCAGAAUAAUACAAAGAAAGCUACUAGCUGUGGGAGACAGUAGUGUUGGUACGACCUGUCUCCUGUUCACCUAUAUGAAAGAGUUCCCAUCCACCUAUGCUCCUGUGUGGAAUAGCAACAACUGUGUUGACAUUGAGGUGGAUGAUGCCUGUGUUGAACUAUCUCUAUUUGUGAGACGUGCCUCCCUCUGUCAAGAAGUAGACCUUGCCGUGUUCUACAAUGAUGCUAAUGUUGUUUUGAUGUGUUUCUCUGUGGACAAUCGCAACUCUUUAGACAGUAUUUCCAGCCGAUGGGUGCCAGAAGUGAAGAAGCACUCGCUGAAUAUCCCUUACCUGGUGGUAGCUACUAAGACAGACCUUCGAAACAAUCCCACAUCAAUCCAACAACUCAAAGACUCCGAGAUAGCAUUUGUGAGCUCUGAAGAGGGACGAGACGUAGCAGAGAUGGUGGGGGCGUGUGGUUAUUGUGAGUGCUCGGCUCUGGAAGGUGUGGGGAUGAGUGAGGUAUUUGAGGCGGCUACUAGGGAAGCGCUGAAGUAUGAGGCAAACAAGACAAAAACUGGAAAACUCAAAACUGCUCUGGGACAACUCAAAUCGGCGUUCCAUGUCAAGAAAAAAGCUGAUAAAGCUGAGUCGGCAGCCGGUCACUCCAGUGGAGGACAAGAUUGAUCAUUGGGUAAUAAUAAUACACAUUCAAGCAGAACUGUGAACAAUUGUGCUGUAUAAUUAUAUGGACAAUCAUUAUACGUGUCUCUCAAACUCUUCAUGAAUUAUUUAUGCCACAUUACAAAAAACUG